This is a messenger RNA of Rhodotorula graminis WP1, 1263 nucleotides long. RefSeq lists its product as uncharacterized. Gene Ontology annotation, cellular component: plasma membrane. The annotation marks the transcript as partial. NCBI's taxonomy places the organism in Eukaryota, Fungi, Basidiomycota, Microbotryomycetes, Sporidiobolales, Sporidiobolaceae. The transcript is spliced from 7 exons. Gene Ontology annotation, molecular function: allantoate transmembrane transporter activity; dipeptide transmembrane transporter activity. Gene Ontology annotation, biological process: tripeptide transport; transmembrane transport; allantoate transport. The record is from RefSeq and is a predicted model, not a curated record.
UUGUCGUACGCCGCCAUCUUCGGCAUGCGCACCGACCUCAACCUCGUUGGCCAAGAGUACCAAAACCUCGCCAGCUACUUCUACUUUGGCCAGCUCGCCUCGGAGCCCGUCGUCCUGUGGCUCCUGCACAAGCUCCCGAUCCGCACCUUUGUCGCCGUCUCGAUCGUCGCCUGGGCCAUCGUCGUCGCCGCUCAAGCCGCGCCGCACAACUACGCUGGAAUGCUCGCGACCCGAAUCAUGCUUGGCUUCACCGAGGGAGCCGUGGCGCCCGCCUUUAUCGUCUUGAGCAGCGUCUGGUGGCGCAAGCGCGAGCAGCCCAUCCGCCUCGCCGUCUUUGUCUCGUUCAACGCGCUCGCGCAGAUCGUCGGAGCGCUCCUCCUGUACGGCUGUGGGUCCAUCGACAACAUCGCGCUCAAGGGUUGGCGCCUGUCGUACAUCAUUUGCGCGAUCCUCACCCUCGUCGGCGGCGUCUUCUUCUUCAUCUUCGUCCCCAAGUCGCCCUCGACGGCCUGGUUCCUCAAGCCUGAGGAGCGCGAGGUGGCUGCUCUUCGUGUCGCGUCGGAGCGAGCUUCGGGCGAGCACUCUGAAUGGUCCUGGCCGCAGUUCUGGGCCACCUUGACCGACGUUCGGUUCUACAUCGUCUUCCUCUGGGCGACGCUUGUCUGCAUCACCUCGAUCGUCACCAUGGGCUCGAUCAUCAUCAAGGGCUUCAAGUUCGACCCGUUCAAGACGAUCCUCGUCGGCCUGCCAGGGCCGGGCAUCCAGCUCAUCUGCAUCUGGACCGGCGCGCUCGCCCUCAAGCGGUUCCCCAACUCGCGCGGCUGGACUCAGAUGGCCCUCACGCUCGUCCCUCUCGUCGGCGUCAUCGUCAUGCGCACCCUCCCGUACAGCGACGCCAACCGGUGGGGCCUCGUCGUUGGCUACUGGAUGGCGACCGCAAACUCGUCGGUGUACGUCGUCAACAUGAGCCUCAUCGCGAGCAACUUCAAGGGGCACACCCGCAAGAGCAUGGUGUCCGUCGUCUACUUCAUGGGCUACUGCGCCGGCUGCAUCGCAGGUGCGUCGCUGAAUCUCCCUUUCCUCGACCUCAUCCUGACGUUCUCGAUCUCACGCAGGCCCUCAACUCUUCCUGACGAAGGAGGCCCCUCUCUACCGCACCGCCACCAACGCCAUUAUCGUACGUCCCUCCAUUCUCUCCUUCCCUCUGGUCCGAAGCGGCGACGAACGCCUGCGCUCGAGCCUGUCCUCUCGAGACUCUCCUGA